GAGGCCGCAGCGUUGUGUAGCUGUCUAGCUCUCCAGCCUCCCCUGCUUUCCACCUCUUCUUGCUCAUCCCGCUUUAGGAGCUGUCGCUAUGGUGGCGGUGCUUAGGCCUUGGUCCGUCAUGGUCACAGUGCUGCUAGUCCUGCUCGCCUGCCUGGGAGCGCUGGUGGACGCCUAUCCCAUCAAACCCGAGGCUCCGGGGGAAGACGCCUCCCCGGAGGAGCUGAGCCGUUACUAUGCCUCCCUGCGCCACUACCUCAACCUGGUCACCCGACAGCGGUAUGGGAAAAGAGAAGUCCCGGAAGCUCUAUUCUCCAAACUGCUCUUCACCGACGAUGGCGAGAACCUCCCCGUCCGGUCUCGGUCAGAAGGUGCCUACCAAUGGUGAAAACCCCAAGUCCUCCUUCGUGAUGUGCUAACUAUACCGACUUCAUUUGCAUAUUUGGUUCAAAGAGGGGACUCCAUAUCUUGGUGUCCCGGGUGCCCAGGCUUGAAGGCUGUGUUCAUUGCCCUGUCCCUAAAUAAAAAGCAAA
Molecule: messenger RNA, 530 nt
Organism: Microtus oregoni (creeping vole)
Lineage: Eukaryota; Metazoa; Chordata; Mammalia; Rodentia; Cricetidae
Gene: Pyy
Product: peptide YY
Exons: 4
Coding region: 89-385 (98 amino acids)
Biological process (GO): neuropeptide signaling pathway; feeding behavior
Cellular component (GO): extracellular region
Molecular function (GO): neuropeptide hormone activity; neuropeptide Y receptor binding
Source: RefSeq, a predicted model, not a curated record